CAGUCAGCCUUUACGGAAUACGCUAACAUGUCAAGCUUUAAGAGGCAAAUAUCACUGUGCCACUUUCUGCUGAUUACGCUUUUGGGUUCCGAAUCUGCAGCCGAAGCCUUUGCAACCAAGGCGCAGCUUGUUCCGUCGACGAGGGCACGGAACGCGCGACACCACGCCACGGUUCCAGUGCUACUACGGUCGAUCCGAGAGGACUCGGCAGAAAUAACCAAGCAGCCAGGAUCCUCUGAUAGCGGUAGGAUUGGUUUUGAAGAUUCCGCCGUCUCCAGGUACCUACAGUCCAAGUUGGCCGUCACGGACGAAACAGUCGGUCUUUUGGUAUUGCUCACCGUUCCCGUCGUUUGGGGCACGUACGUUCCCGUGGUAAGGUUUCUGUACGAAAUCGAUCCACCUAUUCCAGGAUUUGUCUUUUCAGUUUGCUACUUUGCCUUGGCCUCGCUCACCACGCUUUCUAUGCUAGCGUUUGGUAACACCAAUGAAUUGUUUCGUUCGCAGCCAACAAAUUCCGAACCCAUUGGAUCUUUGGGAAGAGAAGAGGAUUACCCAGAAACGAGUGCCGUAUUCGACAUGCCUAUCCUUGGUGGUCUAGAGCUUGGUGGUUACUUGUUUCUCGGCAACUGCUUGCAAGUAGUAGGCCUCAAGACCGUUUCGGCUGAUACUGCAGGAUUUUUAGUCCAGUUGACCACCAUUUUGGUGCCGCUAUUUUCGGCCAUUACCGCCGGCAAUUUGUUUUCGGUCAGUGCGCGUACGUGGAUCGCGUGUUUGAUUGCACUGGGAGGAAUCACAAUCAUGGGAAUAGAUUUGCCGGAACGGGUCGAUUCGCUGACGUCGUUACUGGCGUCGUUUUCAACCCCAACGGUAGUCCCGAGUCUCGCGCAGGGAGAGUAUCUCAUUUUGGCGGCCGCAGUAUCGUAUACCAUGCAUGUUGUCCGAUUGGGGCAGUACGCCAGGUAUACGACACCGCUCAAACUGGCCGCUGCCAAAGCUACCGUGGAAACGGUUCUAAGUGGAUUGCUCGUCCUCGUGUUGGUGUUGGUUGCAGGGGACGGCUCGUCGACUGCUACCGGCGUAUUGGGCUACGCUCAAGGCGCCGGACGCGAAAUCACCGCAUUUUUUGCGGAUGUGCAAGAACGGAUGGCAGAGGGGACUCUGGCAACCUCCUCGAUUCAAAAAGCGGUAGGUGCUACCAUGUGGGCUGGUUGGGUUUCUACAGCCUACGUUGUCUACGCGCAGUCGUUCGGACAGCAGCGCGUCGGAGCAUCCAAUGCCAAUCUGAUUUAUUCCCUACAACCCAUCUUUACUGCGCUGUUUGCGAGGAGGAUUGAUCCUCUUGGCGGUCUUGCUGGUUGCCUCGGGCCCUUUGACGAAUGA
Messenger RNA from Phaeodactylum tricornutum CCAP 1055/1, 1380 nucleotides. RefSeq lists its product with no specific name. The record is from RefSeq and is a predicted model, not a curated record. The coding region runs from base 28 to 1380 and encodes 450 amino acids. The transcript is spliced from 2 exons. NCBI's taxonomy places the organism in Eukaryota, Bacillariophyta, Bacillariophyceae, Surirellales, Neidiaceae.